UUGCGUCUUUCAAAAUACCCGCGCUACUGUAAGCAGCUGAUUCAGUUGUCAUGUGCUGUCAAGUUGUAGGCAAGGUGGUGAGCUAAAUGUGGACACCACAGUAAAUUGUGGCAGUGGCUGGAAAUACAAUGGAGCGAAGAAGGUUAGUGUGUGACAAUGGAUCAGCGUCUUACGGUGCAGUCGCCGAAAGUAGUGAGGAGCCUCUAUCGAUUAAUGCUGAUAUUUCUGAAUCACGUGAAACUGAAAUACGGACAUGUUGGAGGAAGUGUCGUCCAACUGGUGGGCUGGAGAUUGGAACAUUGAAAGUGCUGUCAGCCAAAUUUGAGAGUCUUGACUAUGAUGUCUGUGAAAACUAUCUGCUUCUUGAUGAAGAAAGAAGAAAAGGAUAUAAGUUUGUUGUGAAAAAAAAUGUGGCUAGAUGGAUAAUAUUCUUUCUAAUUGGCAUACUUACAGCUUUUAUUGGUUGUUCAGUUGAUGUUGCAGUUGAAGAACUUUCAGACAUAAAAUACAGCUACAUGAAGUCCUAUGUUGACAAAUGUGUGUGGAACUAUUGUCUCUACAUACCAUUCUUGAUUUGGAUAGCAUCAAACAUAAUACCAGUUGUUAUUGGAUCAAUCUUAGUAGCGUAUGUGGAGCCUACAGCUGCAGGGAGUGGGAUACCCCAAGUGAAAUGUUAUUUAAAUGGCAUAAAGAUUCCUCGAGUGGUACGCAUAAAGACACUACUAGUAAAGGUGAUAGGUGUAGUGUGCUCUGUUGUUGGAGGCUUGGCUGCUGGUAAGGAAGGUCCCAUGAUACAUUCAGGAGCUGUUGUGGCUGCAGGCAUUUCACAAGGAAAGAGCACAACAUUGCGUCAAGACUUCAACAUAUUACAGUACUUCAGGGAGGAUCAUGAGAAACGAGACUUUGUCUGUGGAGGUGCAGCAGCAGGUGUUGCUGCAGCCUUUGGUGCACCUGUUGGUGGUGUACUCUUCAGUUUAGAGGAAGGAAGCAGUUUCUGGAAUCAGAGUCUUACAUGGAGAAUUUUUUUUGCUUCAAUGGUGUCUGCAUUUACUCUCAAUGUUGUGUUGAGUACAUAUCAUGGGCACCCAGGUGAACUGACAUAUUCUGGUCUUCUGAAUUUUGGGAAGUUUGAAAAUAUUUCGUAUGAAAUGACUGAACUACUGAUUUUUGUUGUUAUGGGAAUUAUUGGUGGUUUGCUGGGAUCUCUCUUCAACCACAUCAAUUACAAACUCACAGUUUUUCGCAUGAGGUACUUACCAUACAAAUCACUGAAGGUCGUAGAAGCAGCAAUAGUUGCCAUGUUCACUGCAACUGUGGGCUUCUUAAUGAUUUAUCUUAUAAAUGAUUGCAAACCAUUGGGUCAAGAUCCUACAAAACAUCCAAUGACGAUGUACUGUGGAGAUGGAGAAUACAAUGCACUAGCAGCCAUCUGGUUUCAAACUCCAGAAGCAAGUGUACGUUCAUUUUUUCAUGAUCCACCAGGUUCCCACAAGCCACUUUCCGUUGCAGUGUUCUUCACAUGCUACUUUUUCCUGUCAUGCUGGACAUAUGGGCUGAGCGUUUCCAGCGGCCUGUUUAUUCCCUCUCUCCUGACAGGAGCAGCAUGGGGUCGACUAAUGGGCAUGGCUUUAGAAGCUAUGUGGCCAGAAUGGGGCACCAUUGACCCUGGAAAGUAUGCUGUAAUAGGGGCUGCAGCUCAGCUUGGUGGAGUUGUGCGAAUGACAAUCAGCUUGACAGUCAUAUUAAUCGAAGCUACAGGAAAUAUCACAUUUGGCCUACCUCUGAUGCUCACAUUAAUUACUGCCAAAUGGUUUGGAGACUUCUUCAAUGAGGGAAUUUAUGACAUACAUAUUCAAAUCUGUGGAGUGCCUAUUUUGCCUUGGGAACCACCUCCUUUAUCUAACAACAUUUAUGCCAGUGAAGUUAUGAGUCACCCUGUUGUAACACUCAAGACCAUUGAAAAUGUGGGUCAUAUAGUUGAUGUAUUAAAAUCGGAAGAACAUAAUGGUUUUCCUGUUGUGGAUCCAGAGUUCAGCAAAGAAGGAAACUCAAGAUCGUGUGGCACACUCAGAGGGAUGAUCCUGAGGUCUCAGUUAAUAGUCAUUUUAAAAAAUAAGCUUUUUAAUGAAUCUAGCGAAAUAUGGAAUUUUAAAGAGCUUCCAAUUAAACUAUUUAGAGAUGCUUAUCCACGUUAUGAAAGUAUUGAUGAGGUUUCGUUAUCAGAAACAGAAAGGACAUACAGUGUGGAUUUGCGGCCAUUUAUGAAUCAGUCACCUUACACUGUUCAGCAUUCAGCUUCACUCCCUCGCGUCUUCAGACUCUUUCGUGCUCUGGGGCUCAGACAUUUGCCUGUUGUUAAUGAUGCCAAUGAAGUGGUUGGUAUGGUUACGCGGAAAGACUUGGCGCGAUACAGAGUCUGGAAGCACAGAGGAAAUAUGGGACUUGAUGAACUAGUAAUAUCGGAAAAAAUUUGAAUGGCAUGAUAGCAGUUUUAUUUCAAUGUAGCCCUAAU
Molecule: messenger RNA, 2512 nt
Organism: Schistocerca cancellata (South American locust)
Lineage: Eukaryota; Metazoa; Arthropoda; Insecta; Orthoptera; Acrididae
Gene: ClC-b
Product: H(+)/Cl(-) exchange transporter 7
Exons: 17
Coding region: 129-2474 (781 amino acids)
Biological process (GO): chloride transport; transmembrane transport
Cellular component (GO): intracellular membrane-bounded organelle; lysosomal membrane
Molecular function (GO): voltage-gated chloride channel activity
Source: RefSeq, a predicted model, not a curated record